Schizophyllum commune H4-8 is the source of this 303-nucleotide messenger RNA. RefSeq lists its product as uncharacterized. Gene Ontology annotation, biological process: GPI anchor biosynthetic process. The record is from RefSeq and is a predicted model, not a curated record. The coding region runs from base 1 to 303 and encodes 100 amino acids. The transcript has 2 exons. NCBI's taxonomy places the organism in Eukaryota, Fungi, Basidiomycota, Agaricomycetes, Agaricales, Schizophyllaceae. Gene Ontology annotation, cellular component: glycosylphosphatidylinositol-N-acetylglucosaminyltransferase (GPI-GnT) complex.
AUGAUGGUAGUCUGCGUCGGCGCACUUUUAUGGACAAAAGCUACCCAGGUUCUCUCUGAGUCGCUCAUUGUGAUAGCGCCACAUGGCAUACAGCUGGAAACCUGCCGGGGUUUCCCUUCAAUGGUUUUGCAGCGGACACGUCGCUUCGUCCCUGCAUCCGCCUUGGACACCGUCAUCAUCAACGAAGCUCUGUGGAGAUGGAAUGUGCGCUACUACCUGGCACUCCUAUCCACCUCAGACCAAGGCAAGCCAACUCUCCACGUCGCUUUCGAGGUAGGCAUUCCUGCGUACGCGUGCAAAUGA